UUCGGCAGCUGGACUAUUCCGUCUAUUUCAUCAUAAUAUUACGCUCAUCACUCGUUUAGACCACAUUUGCACGGAUGCACCGACAAUGUGCCGCGACCGUCGAUCGAGGAGGCCUGGCUUUUUUCGGAGGCCAACAGGCUUAGCCGCUAUUAGUCGGCAUUAGUGACCGUCUAGUCUGGUCGGUUAACUGGUUGAGGUCUUGGGUGGAUCCACUACCUUGUCUCUCCCAUUUUCCCUUUUGUGCUCGGGGCGUGUCGAUUUCUUCUUCCUGUUUCUUGAGGUCGAUUAGGGCAUACCCGCAUUUCUUUGUUAGGGGGGAAAAAAUAUGGAGAGACAAAGAGAACCAUUCCGCCACAUCGGAUGUUGGGUAGCAAGGAUUUAACAAAAAUAAAAAGGAAAACGAAGAUCUUCCGGAUAUAUCUCGAUAUAAAAGCCUAUACUAUUUACUAUAUGCUAUCGUAUGUUGUUGACAAUAGCUGCAUUUCUGCUCGAUACUAUUCUCAUAAUCCCAGUCAGAAUCGUAACCCUAUGAGGGAUACGCUCAGUCUAUCUCCACUACCCGCUGUCAGCAAUUUCAAUCAUGCCACGUCAAUUUCUUCACGUCCAUGUGGCUCCCUCCAGAUAAAUGAAAAACCGCAAAAAAGGUCCUUGGAAAAGAAUGCCGAGAAGAUUCCGGAUCGAAAUGAACCGUUUCUACGAUGGUUCCAUGUGGCGGUGGGGACUUUUUCAUAUGCACGAAUCUUGUGCAUAGAGAAGUUAUUGACACUAAGCUCCACAACGCCCCACCCCCUAACAGAUCGAUGCAUCACAUCCCCAGAUAGGCAAAGAGGCGAGAUGAUGCUGUGUUGGCGAAUGCGAUAUUUUGAAUCCUGUUUCGUACUUACCAGCCCACGGCGGACCGAGCACCCAGCACUUAAAUAGUCUAGAACGCGAUAUGGGAGCGAAGGAUGGCCAUUUGCAGGAGUGGCAGUGAUUCCACAAGUACGAA
This is a messenger RNA of Aspergillus alliaceus, 988 nucleotides long. RefSeq lists its product as uncharacterized. The coding region runs from base 361 to 921 and encodes 186 amino acids. The record is from RefSeq and is a predicted model, not a curated record. Lineage: Eukaryota; Fungi; Ascomycota; Eurotiomycetes; Eurotiales; Aspergillaceae. The transcript has a single exon.